AAGUGUAAGGUGUACAGUUGGUGACACUCCCCGACGAUUAAAAAAAGUUCGCGUGAAGAUUGAGUUGGAAACUACCAUGUUUCAGCUUUGACGUUAGAGACAGACUAUUGUCAUUUAUUAUUGGAUGUAAAAGAUGGCAGCCAUGGUAAAGUCAGACAAUCGUGCAGGGAUUCUGCUUCGAAGUAGAUCUGAGGGAACGCUGAUAGAUCUAGAUGAGAAUGUGACCAUCAACAACAACAACUUUCAUGGGAGCUAUGCUCAUCAGAUUGGAAUUGGAAAAACCUCUGAGUGGCCUGAUCUACCAAAAGAGAAUGAACAUCCCAAAAAAAUGACUAACCCCUUCUGGAAUCAGCUGGGCCAAUCAAAUCCAUUCUUAAAUGAUAUCGUCCACACGAGCACCUAUGAUUCUGGUGUGUCCAUACUGAAAGAGGAUCCCUUAUCACUGUUCGAUAAUAAUAACGAAGACUCUGUCAGCACAUCUUCAGAUGAAGCAAACUAUGCCCAUCUUUUAGCGCCCAGACAAAGCAAUCUAAAUCGAUCUGGGAGGUGGAGAAGUGCCUCGGAUAUACUUGACAGUCUUGAGAAAAAGGAAAACAAGAGGGAGAAGAGACUGAACUCUCAAGGACCUUUCCUGAAUCCUGAUUUCGAGUGGUUGAAAAAUGACAGAGAAGCUUACAAAAUGGCUUGGCUGAGUCAUAGACAGCUAACCAGGUCCUGCUUGGACCUGAGCCUAAUGAAGCAAAGUCCUGGAUGGGCUCAGACCCAGGCCACAGACAUUCAAAUUGUCUGCAAGAUUGACCACAAUGGAGGCUCUGUGCAGUUGCCAGACUCUGACAUCACAGCUCAUGUUCCUCAGGGACACGUCCCCCCAGGUGAGAUCCAGGAAAUUGCCCUCAAAAUUCUCCUAAAUCCUCCCACUGGAAUAAACAACAACUACACCAUGACUCUGAGCCCCCUUUUAGAGGUCAACCUCAGUAACCUCAAUGUUUCAGGGGGCAUUUCGCUGGAAAUGAGAAUGGCUGCUAAAGUUAAGAAUGACCCCACGAGCCACGUUAUGACGUCAUUUGUGGGUCUGGUCUCGCAAAGGAAAGAGGGACCUUAUCAGAAGUUAAAAGAUUGUUACGUAUACAACGAUAUGUUACAAAUGAAGCUCCUAGAUUUAAAACCUCACAUGUAUGUCAUAACUGCUGCUGAGGCCACUGUUCUGGAGCCACCUGCAAUGUCGGUAUGGGAUUACUUGGAUCGCUAUGUCACAGUGGCCGUCUAUGGGCCCAAGCACAUACACCCAUCCCUUAAAGUGGUUCUGGUCAUCUCGUGCCAUAACAAUAUUCCUCCCAGGCUCCCAUUCUCUGACAUCCAGAGGGGUAACAGGAACCUGCCCCCUGUUGUUUUGGAACUUUGGGGAAAACAUCAAUUUAACCCACAUGGUCUGAAAGAUCUUCACAUUGCUUCAAGUGUGUUGAACUCAAACUUUGAAGUGAAAUCAAUGGAUCGUAAUAAAGAGGUCAAACAGGAGCAGCUUAAAGCUGGCAGAGUGCUUCAUCUUCCACUGGAGCUGGCGAAGGUGGGUGGAGGUGAGAUGAGUCCAUUCAAACUCAAUAUUGAGGUGAAAGACUCAAAGAGUCUUGCUUUGGGAGACUUUUGCUUUACCUCCCCUGACACUUCCCCUCUGAGGUCAGACAAACAUGGCCACAGGCGGUCAGACCGGCAGAGAGAAGUGACUUGUUCAAUGCCCAUUCCCGAGGAAUCCAUCCCAGAAGUCCUUACCAAGAAAUUUCAGGACAGGCCUGUGGAUUUGCAGUGGUACGGGGUAGCACUGAAAUCCAUUCUCAGACAACCGAGAGUUGAAUAUCUUCUGGAAUAUUUUAAAGGUGAUACAAUUGCUUUGCUCUCCAAAGAAACUGUUAGAUCUGUAGGUCAGCUGAAGGUCAAGGAGUGGUAUAUUGGUUUUCUUCGAGGAAGGAUCGGCCUGGUUCACUGCAAGAACCUGAAGGUCAUAACGAAGGAUCAAGUUAUCGACUUCACUGGAAUUAAGCUCACCACGCAACUUCUCCUGGACAAUAUGGCAAUUCCUUUUAAGAAACUCACAUACAUGUACUCGGCUAUUCAGAUGUUGGUCACGGAUCAUGUAAAAUGCUGGAAAACCUUUGCUGAGGCUUUGGGUUACUCUGAGAUCUCCAUUGAUGCUAUCUCUAGGAGACAUGCUGAAACAGAGGCAGAAAAAGUAGCUUGCGUUCUUGAAAAGCUGAAGGAAGACUGUCACGCAGAGAAGAUUAAAAAAAAGUUCCAACAUGAGCUUAUUAUUGGGCUGUUGAAGAUGGAUGCUCAAGGACUAGUAGCCCAUAUCAUCCAGGACAUAGUGAUUCUGUCCACAGCAGUCGAGCUGGGAGUGCGAUGGAGAGAACUAGCCGAGCGUCUUGGUAGACUCUCAAAUGUUCAGAUUGCUGCUUAUGAGGCACCACACAGAGGGAAAAAUGGAGAAGUUAGUACUCAGUCAAUGUGGAAGCCUGCAUAUGACUUCUUGUAUGCCUGGAGUAAGCGGUACGGGGAUGGCUACAGGGAUAUGAUCCAGGACCUUCACCUGGCCCUUGAUAAGAUGAAGAGCCCAGUGACCAAGCAGUGGAGACAGAUCACUGGAGCUCUUAUAACUGUCAACUGCAUGGAGAUUCUGAGGGCUGCCAUUGUCCUCAGUGAUUAGGGAUGCCACUCUUUUUGUGCACCCACACUUCAUAUUGAGGUAAACCAUGUUCAUCUUGUUAGCUAGGUGUUAUUUUUUUAAUGUUAUAACGUAUGUACCCUUAAUGACAUUUGUUCUUUGAAAAGUACAGAAUUUUUGUUACUGUGUACCUGUCUGUAUUUUAUAUGUGUUGUAUGUUAGCAGACUGCAGAGUUACAGCACUGUUUCAUGUUGAAUUUACUUUGACAUUGUGAAAGAAUUAAACUUUGGUAAAACUUUUGUCUGAUUGCCAAAUGCAAGUGCAAGGCUGUUGGAAUUAGAUUUGCACUGGCAGGACCUUAGAUUUGUAAUUAAGUCCCUUAUGAAAUACUAAAGAUUUUAAGGGUUGUUUGAGGGGAAAAAAAUAGCUGUUGGUACAUAUUUACUAUAGAAGAUUGUGAUGGAAAAGAAAUCUGAAAAACCUUUUCAUCAUUCCAGAUGAACUGCCUCAAGGUUACCUACUUUGUUUUCUGUAUUUUAGUUAAACACAUUUGUUUCUGAAUUAUAGUGUCUGUCUGUACCUAUAUGUUUUUAAUAUUCAAAGUUAUAUGUGGAAAAUCUGAUACAAGUGUUAAAUGUGUUUUGGUCCUUGCGGACAGUGAUUCAUUGUUAUUCAUUAUUCGUCAGUUUAUCAGUAUGUUAAUACAGUAGUUUCAGUAUCACAGGUUAUAACAUUAUACUAGGUUUUCAACUAUAGUCAUUUAUGUUUGUUACCCUUAAGUAUAGUGCUUGAUACUGGCAAAUUUUAUAUAUCUUUUUUUUUAUUUUGUGAGUUUUGCAUCAUGUGUACGAGAUAAGUUGCCAUUUUAAAUAUGCAAACUACAGUGUUUAAAAGUAAGAGUCCAUGUAUAAUUGCAAACCUUUCCUGUCUUUAUAUUGCUGUAUUUGUUUUCACAUAACUUUUUUAUGCUAAUACAGUUGUAGACUUGUAUGUAACACUGUUAAAAUAUAACCAUUUAUGUCAUGAAGGAGCUCUAUAAUGAAGGUCAAAGAUAAUAAUAAUAAAAAAUGUUAUGUAUUUUGA
Molecule: messenger RNA, 3740 nt
Organism: Myxocyprinus asiaticus (Chinese sucker)
Lineage: Eukaryota; Metazoa; Chordata; Actinopteri; Cypriniformes; Catostomidae
Product: metastasis-associated in colon cancer protein 1-like
Exons: 5
Coding region: 134-2698 (854 amino acids)
Cellular component (GO): cytoplasm
Source: RefSeq, a predicted model, not a curated record